ACCGCUGCAAGCCUCUUUCUCAUUCUCUCUCUCUCUCUCUGACUCUUCCAACCCUCCUUUGAAAGCUCGAGAACCGAAGCCUAGUUCCGGAUAUAUGGGGAGACUUCCUUGCUGCGAUAAGGAUGGUUUAAAGAAAGGUCCGUGGACGCCAGAAGAGGACCAGAAACUCAUCGAUUACAUACAGAAGCAUGGCCAUGGCACCUGGAGAACCCUCCCCAAAAAUGCUGGUCUGGCUCGAUGUGGGAAGAGUUGCAGGUUGCGAUGGGCAAACUAUCUCCGGCCAGACAUAAGGAGAGGAAGGUUCUCGUUUGAAGAAGAGGAGACCAUCAUCCAAUUGCACAGCGUUUUGGGCAACAAAUGGUCAGCUAUAGCUGCCCGCUUGCCUGGAAGAACUGACAAUGAGAUCAAGAAUUACUGGAACACUCAUAUCAGAAAAAGGCUUCUUCGCUCCGGAAUCGACCCAGUAACACACAGGCCCCGGCUCGAUCUCUUGAACCUAUCCUCCCUUCUCAACACAGUGCUCUUCAACCAACCAGCUCAGCUAGAUAUCAAGCCUCAACUAAACACAGAGCUCCUGAGGAUUGCCGUUAAUCUUCUUCAGACCCAAUGCCAAAAUCAAAAUAUCUUAAAACAAAACCUGGUUCAGGAACCACAGCCUCCAUCAACUUUACUCUAUAAUCCAGUUCAGAUAAGCAAUGCAAAUCAAUGGCAAUACAACGAAGCAAGUUGUUGCAAUUUAAGUGAAAAUUUGGUGACUGCUAAUAAUGAUUUUAUAUAUGAGAAUAUGGACCAACUGAAGUCUAGUUUAUCAUACGAACUCCCUGUGGGUCAGAACUUGUACAGCAAUCAUGAUUCGGUGAUAUCGACACCUGUGUCGAGCGUGACUUUGAACAAUUCUUCUACGAUCAUUAACAAUAAUUUGGAAGAUGAGAAGGAUAGCUACUGCAGCCACUUCUUUGAUUUCCAGAUUCCUGACUUGUUAGAUAUGAGUGAGUUCAUAUGAACUAAAAUAGAAGGAAGAUAAGGAAAACUAUAAAAGAAAAAAAAAA
Messenger RNA from Phalaenopsis equestris, 1049 nucleotides. Its product is annotated as myb-related protein 308-like. The record is from RefSeq and is a predicted model, not a curated record. Lineage: Eukaryota; Viridiplantae; Streptophyta; Magnoliopsida; Asparagales; Orchidaceae. The transcript has 3 exons. Bases 95 to 1003 code for a protein of 302 amino acids.